AUGCUCUUAUCGCCUUUCCUUGAUAAAAAGGUCGUGGGUACUCAUACACCGUCUCCAUGUAUUGCCUCAGCUCGAGGCGAUGCAUCAGGUGGCGUUCAAUCGGGGUUUCUCUGCCCUACUCUUUUUCGGAAUAGAAAGUUGAUUGGGUGUGAACAGAUUACUCUCAUUCAGGAGGUUAGCAAGUCGGUUGUGUUCAAGAAACUAUAUGCCACUGGUUCAUCAUCAUCAUCGUCGUCUGAUGAUUCUUCCUAUCAUCAUCUUCGACAGCAUGAUGUUUGUUCUACGCUUGCUAGCACAAUUCACUGCGUGCUUGAUGGGAUGAUCAUGAAACCAAUUCGAAAUGAAGAUACUAAUGAGUUUGAGGAAAUGACCACAACAGCCGCUGGUUGUCAUGGAGCUGCUAACAAUCUUGAGAGUAAAGAUGUGGUCGAGAAAGGAAGUCAAAUUUCGUUUUUGAGCAAGGAGGAUGUUUGUUCUACGCUUGCUAGCACAAUUCUUUGCGUGCUUGAUGGGAUGAUCAUGAAACCAAUUCAAAGGGAAGGUACUAACGAGCUUGAGGAAUUGAAGACAACAGCAGCCGGUUGUCAUGGAGCUGCUAACAGUUUUGAGAGUACAGAUGUAGUCGAGAAAGGAAGUCAAAAUUCGUUACAGAGCAAGGGCAAGAGGCAGAAUUAUUCAAUACAUACGAACCCUCUAUUUGAGAGUGAACAACCCAAUCUAGUUUUUGAGAGCAACAGUAAGCCGGGGCCUAUUUGUGAGAGUAAAAAUUCAACAAAUAUUCGAUUGAGGUGUAAACAAGAUAAAAAGGCUGUGGGUAUUCAGAGAACGUCUCCGUAUCUUGCCCCAGCUCGAGGAGAUGCAUCAAUUACUGUUCAAUCAAGGUUUCUGCAGCCUACUCUUAUUCGGGAUGGAAAGUUGAUUGGGUGUGAGAAUCGGCAGGGUAAAGAUAAGCAAUCAACUUCUGUCAUGGAGCGUACAAGGAAAUCUCACAUAGUUGACUUGACUAGGAAACAGGAACUAGAUGUUGUGAACAUUCAUAGGAUGAUUCCUAUGGGUGGCAAGCCGAUUGAGUCUCAGAAACACAAGGGACAGAAAAAACAAUUAAGUUCUGUUAUGGAGCGUAGAAUCGUCACCCGUGUUGUCCCAUGUAGAUGUAGAAGGAAAUCAGAAUAUACCGGUUUGGUGACCAAACAAAAUAAACAAGUAGUGGGUACCCAAAGAACCAUUACGGGUGUUGAACGACCAACUCUCAGUCAGAAAGAUAGCAGGUCGAUUGGGUCUGAAAAACUCCUGGGAUCUAAGAAACUACAAAGUUCUGUUGUACAGAGUAAAAAGAAGCCAGGGAUCAUCGACUCAAGCAGGAAAAAUCAUAUAAACGUUAUGAGUACACGUAAAGGUUUUGUUGAUGAGAGAUAUCUUCAGUCAAUUUCCAAAAACAAACCAGGAAACAUUGACUCAAGCAGGAAGAAUGAGAUGAAGGUUGUGAGUACGCGUAAAGAUUUGGUUGAUGAGAGGCUUCUUCAGUCGGUAUCCAAAAAGAAACAAGGAAACAUUCACCCUAGCAGAAAAAAUGAUAUAAAGGUUGUGGGUACGCUUAAAGAUUUUGUUGAUGGGAGGUAUCUCCAGGCUGUAUCCAAACAGAAGAAUGUUAAAGCUGUUCCUCAAGUACCACCUUGUAAAGGUUGCAAAAUCAGUUCUAAUUCGGAGCUCAAACCUCAGUGGAACUUCUAGACUAAGACGGUGACCAUGAGCUCCAAGCAAAGCCAUACAAUCUAUACAACCAGGGAUGUUUCUAGACAUGUUUUUUUAUAUUAAAUAGAUUAAACUUGCUAGAGACUUACUUUUAUUCUUGUGUAUGCAGGUUAGGAAGAGUGCACACAACUCAACCAGUUAUCUCCAGUUUUUAAUCGUGAGGCAAGCUUUAAAUAUAGGUAAGCAGUUGCGAGGGUAAAGGUAUGUCAUAAUCGAA
Messenger RNA from Erigeron canadensis, 1969 nucleotides. RefSeq lists its product as uncharacterized. The record is from RefSeq and is a predicted model, not a curated record. Bases 1 to 1731 code for a protein of 576 amino acids. The transcript has 9 exons. NCBI's taxonomy places the organism in Eukaryota, Viridiplantae, Streptophyta, Magnoliopsida, Asterales, Asteraceae.